Pan troglodytes (chimpanzee) is the source of this 4285-nucleotide messenger RNA. It is a transcript of the gene PRICKLE1, whose product is annotated as prickle planar cell polarity protein 1. Bases 341 to 2836 code for a protein of 831 amino acids. The record is from RefSeq and is a predicted model, not a curated record. Gene Ontology annotation, molecular function: zinc ion binding. The transcript is spliced from 8 exons. NCBI's taxonomy places the organism in Eukaryota, Metazoa, Chordata, Mammalia, Primates, Hominidae.
GAGCCCGAGCGCACUCCGCCUGCAGCCCAGCUGCCAGCGCCGUCUCCCGCGGCCGCCGCCGCCCGACAGCGCGCCCGGAACAUGCCAGCCUCGCGCAGCCUGCGCUGACUUCCCCGAUACGCGCCGCGGUCGGCACGGAGACUUUCUGGGCUCUGGAUGGUUCGUGGGCUGCUCACCCUCGCCCACCCCUGACGCCGCGGACCGCAGCUCCUCAGCCCCGCAGCCCCGCAGCCCAGCAGCCCCGCAGCGGCGCCGAGGACAGUGCAGCCGAGUUGCGUCUCCCUCGCGCGAGCAGCCAUUGUUUGAUGUCCUGUGACUGAGAAACCAGGCUUUAAACUUUAUGCCUUUGGAGAUGGAGCCCAAGAUGAGCAAACUGGCCUUUGGCUGUCAGAGAAGUUCCACAUCAGAUGAUGACUCUGGCUGUGCAUUGGAGGAGUACGCCUGGGUCCCCCCGGGCCUGAGACCAGAGCAGAUCCAGCUCUAUUUUGCUUGCUUACCAGAGGAAAAAGUUCCUUACGUUAACAGCCCCGGAGAGAAGCAUCGGAUUAAACAGCUUUUGUACCAGUUACCACCACAUGAUAAUGAGGUGCGGUAUUGCCAGUCUUUGAGUGAAGAGGAGAAAAAAGAGUUGCAGGUGUUCAGUGCUCAGCGGAAGAAAGAAGCACUGGGAAGAGGAACAAUUAAGCUUCUGUCCAGAGCAGUCAUGCAUGCUGUGUGUGAGCAGUGUGGUUUGAAGAUAAAUGGAGGUGAAGUUGCAGUGUUCGCCUCCCGCGCGGGCCCUGGUGUGUGCUGGCACCCAUCCUGUUUUGUCUGUUUCACGUGCAAUGAGCUGCUGGUCGACCUCAUCUAUUUUUAUCAGGAUGGAAAAAUUCACUGUGGCAGGCACCAUGCAGAACUGCUCAAACCACGGUGCUCAGCAUGUGACGAGAUAAUUUUUGCUGAUGAGUGCACAGAAGCUGAGGGUCGCCAUUGGCACAUGAAACACUUCUGCUGCCUUGAGUGUGAAACGGUCCUGGGAGGACAGAGGUAUAUCAUGAAGGAUGGCCGCCCCUUCUGCUGUGGCUGUUUUGAGUCUCUCUAUGCGGAGUACUGUGAAACCUGUGGGGAACAUAUUGGUGUGGACCAUGCACAGAUGACCUAUGAUGGGCAGCACUGGCACGCCACGGAAGCCUGCUUUUCUUGUGCCCAGUGUAAAGCCUCUUUGUUGGGAUGUCCCUUCCUUCCCAAACAGGGUCAGAUUUACUGCUCAAAAACGUGCAGUCUUGGUGAAGAUGUCCAUGCCUCUGAUUCUUCUGACUCUGCAUUUCAGUCAGCUCGAUCAAGAGACUCCCGAAGAAGUGUCCGAAUGGGCAAGAGCAGCCGGUCAGCAGAUCAGUGUAGACAGUCUCUCCUCUUAUCGCCUGCUCUGAACUACAAGUUUCCUGGCCUCUCAGGCAAUGCUGAUGACACCCUUUCUCGAAAAUUGGAUGAUCUGAGUCUCUCCAGACAAGGAACAAGUUUUGCCAGUGAAGAAUUUUGGAAAGGCAGAGUAGAGCAGGAAACUCCAGAAGACCCUGAAGAAUGGGCUGAUCAUGAAGAUUAUAUGACGCAGCUCCUCCUUAAGUUUGGUGAUAAAAGCCUCUUUCAGCCACAGCCCAAUGAGAUGGAUAUUCGAGCCAGUGAGCACUGGAUAUCUGAUAACAUGGUUAAAAAUAAGACCGAGUUAAAGCAAAAUAACCAGAGCCUUGCAAGUAAAAAAUACCAGUCUGAUAUGUACUGGGCACAGUCACAAGAUGGACUGGGCGAUUCUGCUUAUGGCAGCCACCCAGGCCCUGCAAGCAGUAGAAGGCUUCAGGAAUUGGAACUGGACCAUGGGGCUUCAGGGUAUAAUCAUGAUGAAACACAGUGGUAUGAAGAUUCCCUGGAGUGUCUGUCAGACCUGAAACCAGAGCAAAGUGUUCGGGAUUCGAUGGAUUCUUUGGCAUUGUCCAAUAUCACAGGGGCUUCGGUGGAUGGAGAAAACAAGCCAAGGCCAUCAUUGUAUUCUCUGCAAAAUUUUGAGGAGAUGGAAACAGAAGAUUGUGAGAAGAUGAGCAAUAUGGGAACUUUGAACUCUUCCAUGCUGCACAGGAGUGCAGAGUCCUUAAAGAGUCUAAGUUCAGAGUUGUGUCCAGAGAAAAUCCUGCCUGAAGAGAAGCCAGUACAUCUGCCAGUGCUCAGAAGGUCCAAGUCUCAAUCCAGACCCCAGCAGGUCAAGUUUUCCGAUGAUGUCAUUGACAAUGGGAACUAUGACAUUGAAAUCCGGCAGCCUCCGAUGAGUGAAAGGACUCGGAGACGCGUCUACAAUUUUGAAGAGAGGGGAUCCAGGUCUCAUCACCACCGCCGCAGGAGAAGUAGAAAGUCCCGCUCCGACAAUGCCCUGAAUCUUGUUACAGAAAGAAAAUACUCUCCCAAGGACAGACUGCGGCUGUACACCCCCGAUAACUAUGAGAAAUUUAUACAGAAUAAAAGUGCCCGGGAGAUCCAAGCAUACAUCCAGAAUGCUGAUCUCUACGGACAGUACGCCCAUGCCACUUCCGAUUAUGGCCUGCAGAACCCAGGAAUGAAUCGGUUUCUGGGACUCUACGGCGAGGAUGAUGAUUCCUGGUGUUCUUCCUCCUCCUCCUCUUCCGACUCGGAAGAAGAAGGAUAUUUUCUUGGACAACCAAUCCCUCAACCCCGGCCACAGAGAUUUGCCUACUAUACAGAUGACCUUUCUAGUCCACCAUCUGCACUUCCCACCCCUCAGUUUGGUCAGAGGACAACAAAAUCCAAGAAGAAAAAGGGACACAAGGGCAAAAAUUGUAUUAUUUCUUAACCAAGUAGUGAUGCAGAGCAUUUGUUUAAAACUUAGCCAUUAACCAUCUGAAUCGUAUCCUUUUCUUCCAUAGGAAAGUUGUGAAAAUAGUUUAAAGUGCUUUCUUUGCCCAUGUAAAUGAGAACUCAACUGCUGUUUACAGUGUCAGAUUAACAUUUGAAAGGUGUGAUUUCUCCAAUUUACCCUCUUUGGAUGGUGCCAGGUGGACGUGACAUCUUGUGCCUGUCCGGUGCGGGUGCGUUACAGAUUGACGUAGCUGCUUUGGUUUUCCAGUCCUCAAGGGAAUACUCAAGAUGCUGACUCAAGGGGAUUGGAUGUUGAUUUUAGAAGAUGGAGAACUCCAGCCACCUUUGUAAAGCAAUAGUGUUUGUCAUUUAUGUAAGUCAGGUCGGCUCAGGUCUUGAUAGUCCGUCUUGGUGUGAGGCAUGCCUGUCACGAUGACCUAGCUAACACUGUGCAUCUUAUUGUGAGGCCAGCUUGUCCCCUCGAACCCUCUUUGGCCAGGUAAACAUUGUAUUGUAUCAGCGCCAGCUACAGAUUGAAAAAAAAACAAAAACCAUUGCUAUUUAUAACUUAGUAUUUCAUAGACUUAAGUGUAUUCCUAAUUUAACGGUGCAAAUAUUAAUGUAUAUACUGUACAGUUCAGAUUUUAAAGCUGAUAUUUUUAUAUCCCUGAAUUGUAAGCCGUUUGUUACGCUGCAGUGCUAGAUUUGCUAGGGAACCAGAAUUUAUGGAUGAACUGAUUGCUUAUAUUUUAGUCAGGGUUUAUAAAUGUAGAUGGUCAAAUUUACAUUGCCUAGUGAUGGAAAAUUCAACUUUUUUUGCUUUUUUUUCCCAAUAUUAAAAAAGGCUCUGUAUGCAUGGUGGGGCUAUGUAAGUACUCUUUAAAACUAUGGCCCUAUUAAUCUUACAAGUGUUAUUUAUGGGUCAAGCAAUGUAAACUGUAUAAAUGUAAAAACAACCCCUCCACACACAUAACCCCUGGAAUAUAUGGUAAAAACAAGUAGAAGCUGUUUCAGCGAGUGGGUUUUUUCCCCCUGCCUGCGGGGGGUGCCUUUCUCAUUUUCAGCAAGGUGAUGAUUAUCUCAUGGGAAAUGACAAAGAUCUGCUUUUGUGGCAGAGGACUUUGUAGAUUUGUUAUUUUAAGAGAGGUUAUUCCUUUUUAUUCCUUCCCUCACACUAAUUUGUUGGCCUUUAACAGCAAUUUUGAAAACUGGUUCUAGUUAUGUUUUUGUUUUAAAAUCUUUAAAUUAGAGGAUGCUGUGCCAUUGAGUACUUUAAGUUAAUAUGAGGUUCUGGUUCAAGGAAAACUUACGUUGCAUCUGAACUAAUGAGCAGAUAUUUUGAUAUGUGCCACUCUUGCAUAUACAUCUCAGUCCUAACUAAAGGUUCUAGUGGCAUCCAGGACCUUUAGGGAGGCAUUUAAUAAACGCUUAAUAAAUAACAAAA